ACUCCGGCUAAGUUAAGCAAAGCAAAACGUUAGGAUACCCUUUAUGCACUUUCAUUCAGUGAUCAUAAUCUUUUCGUGCGUGAUUAAUAUAUUUAAAAAUCGAUGUUCAUUUAACAGAUUAAUCCUAAUCAUUUUAUUAUGUGUUAAAUAGUGAUGGAAAAGAUUGAUCGUUUUUAUCGAUUUCGUAUGAUUGUAAUUAAAUUAUUUUAAAACUAUGAAUACCGAGAAUACUAAUAAUAUUUUGGAUAAAGUUAAUCGUCCUAAGGUAUUGAAAUUUGGCGUUGAACGUAUUUUAUCCAAUGAAUUUUCUUCGAAGAGAACAGCAAUACGUCCAAAUCCAACAUCGAUGAUUCCAUCACAAGAUAUAUUGAGACCAUUGGCAGUACAAUUUUCUACCGUAACAUGUCCUUGUCCCGGAAGUUGUACAAGUUGCAAUCUUCGUACAAGUUCCGUUUAUCCAUUCGGACAAACUCCGAUUGAGACUCAAACAACGAUGAUUAAUUAUCAAAGAAAUCAUUCCGACAAUUAUGGAAAUUUAUAUAGACCAGCUGCCAUUCGUGCUAUAUCAAGAGUGACAAGUACGGCGGCAUCAUCGAAUAUCGUCAACAACAGUAUGGAAACAAAUGCUAGAAGAAAAAGAUCAUGGUCCAGAGCUGUGUUUAGUUCGUUGCAAAGGAAAGGCUUAGAGAGGAGAUUUUCAUUGCAAAAAUAUAUCACCAAACCCGACAGAAGACAAUUGGCUGCUACCUUGGGACUAACAGAUGCUCAAGUCAAAGUUUGGUUUCAAAAUCGUCGAAUGAAAUGGCGACACACCAAGCAAGGUGAAAACAAUAAUUCAUCUAUAACCGAUCCGGACUCGACUCAAAAAGAAAUCCCAACAAAAAUUGUACAAAACACAACUACUACGAAAAUUGUCGAAGGAAAAACUGUUCUUUCCGAAGACGAGGAAGAUAUCGAGAUACAAGUUGACGUAUAAUAAUAAUAGUAAUAAUAAUAA
Polistes dominula (European paper wasp) is the source of this 997-nucleotide messenger RNA. RefSeq names its product H2.0-like homeobox protein. Gene Ontology annotation, biological process: regulation of DNA-templated transcription. Gene Ontology annotation, molecular function: sequence-specific DNA binding; DNA-binding transcription factor activity, RNA polymerase II-specific. Lineage: Eukaryota; Metazoa; Arthropoda; Insecta; Hymenoptera; Vespidae. The record is from RefSeq and is a predicted model, not a curated record.